AUGUCUCUGGCCCUGAUGGCCGUGUGCGGGGCCUUUGCCUACACCGAGAAAGCGCUGCCGCAAGCAGCAGGUCCAGCAGAGAAGCGAGCGGACUACAACAGCUUCCUGAUGAUCCAGAACAUUCUCUGCUUCGCGUCCGGGUACGUGAACGCCCUGGCCAUCAUCGACAUGGGCAUGACCGUCUCGCACCAGAGCGGCAACACCAGCCACACGGGACGUCUCAUCCUGAACGGGGGGGCCAAGUUCUUUCACUUGAUGCUGUCCUUUGGCGCCGGAUCCUUCGUGGCUGGAUACAGCAAGUGUGACCAGGAGGCAGUGUACCAGGGUCGCUACUCACCCAACUUGUUGGCCGCAGCCUUUGCCGUCGUGUUCGGCUGCAUGGUUCACUACUGCAAGGCUGAGGCUGGCGUCGCGAACGAUGCCGCCUCCGAGUGCUUGCUGCUGUGGGCCUUUGCGCAGGGCAUCCAGAACGGCAUCACGCGAAGAUGCAGCUCCCUGCCGAUCUGCACCACGCACUUCACCGGCUACCUCACCGACUUCGGCGUCGGCCUGGGUCUGUGGGCACGUGCGCAGGCGGACGGCGCCGAGCCGUCUACCCUGCUGAAGGUCCUCCUCUUCGGUGCCGGCAUCUUCUUCUUCGGCCUUGGUGGCGUGGCGGCCAUGGAGACCCAUCCUAUCUGGGGCGCGCAGGCAGCACUGAUCCCCGCCGCCAUCAUGGCGGCCGUGGCCGGUGGCCUCAUCCCCGUCAUCAAGACGCCCGCGAAGACCGCCGCCUAA
Molecule: messenger RNA, 777 nt
Organism: Symbiodinium natans
Lineage: Eukaryota; Dinophyceae; Suessiales; Symbiodiniaceae
Source: the annotation of a GenBank genome assembly